AGCAGCGGGGUGACGUGAAGGCUUCAAAGCGACCUUUACAUCACGCUUCACCUCCAGUUUUCUUCUGUCUCCCUUUUUCUUUUCUAUCUUGGUGGUUGGCGCUGUCAGGAUCGAAGAGCCAAAGAAAAGCACGUAGCUACAUUGAGCUGCUGCGCGCGCGUCCGUUUGUCGGAGACGGAUGAUCUGACGUGUGUGUGCCGUGCAGCCCCGUGAAGUUGCAUCCAAGCACACACACACAUACACACACGUAUACAUUACGCAUUCAUAGAGCCAGUAACCUGUCUUUCAUUGCUGCUAUUUCUGUUUUUCCUAGAUCGUUGUGGCAGUAGCCCAUUUUUCAUACACUUUUCUGUCCUCCCUUUUAAGGGGCGCUAGAAGCAUCGUUAUUCAUAGAUGCACAAGGCACAUCCCGCACCACCUUGACCUGGUUCUCUGAUUUAAAGCACCCCCCCCCCCUCGAUUCUGACGACUCUAACAAGACACAUACAAACUGUAAAAGAAAAGAGGAGUCACGCCUAACUUCGAUAUUUCACAGUCGUGCCUGCACCUUCGAAAAUAGAAGGAGGGUAAGGCAUAUAGCAAAAACCAACAACCAAGCAACACACGUGCUGUGUGCAGCUCCAUGCAUCACUAUGACGCUCCAUUUUUGCUGACCUCGACGCCGUCGUCGAUCGCCUUCAUGUCGCCAUCUGCAGCCAACGCGGAAUCCGUCCGCUGGACCGGCACACACGUGGACGACGAGGUGACUGUAGCGACAGCAGCACCACCGUCAUCGUCGUCAUCAUCGUCACCGCCUUUUCUUGCUCCGCUGCUCUCUUUUAAGGCUGCGUCGUCACUUUCCCACACCGCUGCUUCGCACCGCUCCGUUGAUCCCUACGAGGUGUGCAGGUGCGAACUGGAUCAAUUUUUGGAACUGCAAGACGAGCAGGUCGAGUUGGUGCGACAGCUGCAAGACGCGCUGCGCGUGGGUGUCAGCCCCUUGGCUUCUGCGUCGUCUGCAGAUAGCCACAACGCGGAGAACGUUCCUCCUGGCCCUGCCCAACGACUACUACUACCGUCUCGAAGGAACAGCAAGGCUCGCAAAGGCACCACACCAGGAGGUGGUGAUCAACACAGCGACGGUGCAAACGUGGCCCCGCCAUCGUCCAUUGUCCAUCGUCUGCACGUACUACAGCAUGAGUCGACGGAGCUCGCCAGCACGCGCUGCUUUCCUGCGCUGAAGCAUCUCCUCUCCGCGUUUGAGUCGUACUGGAGUUGGAAGCGCACGCACAUGCAGUGCGAUAAUGACGUGGCGGAAAGCGAAGGAGGAGGAGGCGGUGCGCAGUCGCGGCAAGGAAGAUCGAAUCAAAGAUUGGACGUGAGCAUGAAAGAGAGCGAUAGUCGCGGAGAGCGUAAGAAGGACAGCUUUCCUCUUUCCGCUGCCGAAGCGUCAGCAUCGUCGCUGCGUGCGCGCUACGACCACGUUGUCCGCGUGCGCGAUGAAUUGGAGAGCUUUCUGCAGCUGCACACCGAGGCCGUGCGCGCCCUGCCGCCGUACCUCCACCAAUGGACGCUUCCAGAAAUGACCACACCGCAGGAGUCACGACACACGUCCUCCAUUCCGCAGUUCUACCUCUACGUAGAGGAGCUGCUGGAGGUGACGCAGACGGCCCGACACGUGGCGCGCCUUUUGCAGACGGCGUUGACUGCGUUGUGUCGCCCAUCGCCGCGAAGAGUUCAACGGAGUCCGCGUCCGCCGUAUCAUCCACGAGCAGGCGAACUCAGCGUUGACGGUGUCAGCAAGGGUGACGGCAGAGACGAAGGAGUCGAUUUCUCAACCCGACCGGCGCUGUCUGUCCACACGGGUGGUCAGCCUUUUCAAAGCAAAAGCAGCAGCUGCAGCAACGGUAAGGAGGUCAGCGGUUCCGUGGCGCGUAAUCAUGGUCGGCCUUCGACGUCUUCACCGGGCACAAAGCAGACGAAAAGUCCAAGUCCGCGUACCCCCUCCAGUCAACGAGCAGCAGCAGCGCAACAAGAGUCCCCUUCUACCGCAGCGGACGAUGCUCUUGUCACUCCCAACGACCACAGUUAUCUAAAAGACGACAACGCGUGGGUGGGAGUGCUUUCCCCCCUCACACCGCCACCGCCACCGAAUUCCAGUGUCCCUGCUCAUCUGGCUGUAGGGACCGACGCAACGCCAUCGUCACCAGACUCGUCCCCUCCUCUGCCGAUGUCGGCGCCUGACCAGCAGGAUUCACUGCACCGACAACGGCACCGUCAUCAUCAUCAUCGCUGCCGCGCGCAGGACGGAGAGCCCGUAUUCCUGUCCGCCACCCCCACGCCAACGGCUGCUCUGUUCGAUGCGGCGGCGUCGCCUUCGCCCUCCCCAACCGCCACCGUCUCCGUUUCUCCGAUGACGGCGGUGCGUCGCGGCGGUCCGAAGGAUACGACGACCGCGGACGUGGAGGGAUGCAGGGACGACGGCGACGGCGCUGGUGGUGGUCGCUCUCGUGCAGCCUCCCUCGCCAACGCGUCCUCCUACGCAAAGAGCAGCAGUACGGCGGCCUCGACGCCGUCACCGCCUCUUUCCUGGUCGGCGAGGUUUGUAUCGGCGGCUGUAUCCCCCGCCCCCGCCGCGCGGACACUCGCGGACGGGAAGCGUAACGCGGAGAGACGCACCACUGCUAACGGCAGCGGCGACACGCGGUCACUUUUGCCUGAGUUGGCAUCCGCGCAGGGUGACGAGGUGGAGGUGGAGGUGGUAGUAGAGGAGGGCACUGCGCUUCUUCACGAGCAACGCGAACCGACAAACACCUUCGGGCGAGGAAGCGCAAAGCGUAGCGACAUGGAGACUGCUGUUGCGGCUGCUGCCGCUGCGGUGUUCUUUUCAUCUGACGGACGGCGCUCCGCCUCUCCCCGCUCACCGUCCAUCUCCAACGCCUACACGCGUGCUGCGGAGUGGAGUAGAAGUCGUUCCUCUGUGUCGAUGGAACGCAGUAUCCCACGAGGAAGGAGCGGCGUGAGAGCAGAGGAGGUAGAGGUGGAAGUGGGAGAGUCUGCUGCGGGCAGCGUCGGCCGUGCGGCGUCGAUACCGUCGUUUUUAUGGCCGCAAUUGGCUGCGACGGCUGCUGCUGCAGAGGGCGGAGGUGGCGCGGGGAGGCAACGGACACCGUCGGAGCAGCGAAGCGAAGCGGAGGAGGUCUCAGGAAACGAGAAGGAGCAAGAUGAUUUAUUCUUCACGAGCAACGGCGAGUCAGGCACCGUGCUCGCUCCCACUUCCGCACCAACGGGCGUCGACAACGGUGAUUUCUACACGUCCUCCUCGAAGCUUCAAACGGAAAGGGAGGCGAAGCCGCUUUCACCGUCUCCGGAGAAGGCGGCAACAGCUUUCCCUUCCCGCUCCGCAUCGCAGCCAGACAUCCACGCUGACACGCCGACCACCGCACCAACAAAAGACACACGUGUUCUUCAUAGCGGCAGCAGCAGCGAUAGAGUAGAAGUAGCGGCUCUGGAGAAGGAGGCUGCGGAGAUCCAAGCAAUGCUGCAGCAGCAGCAGCCCGAGAGGACUGUGAAGCUUCACCGGCCGAGUCGUCGGUCAGCGCCGUCACGAUCGUCGGGUGUUGAUUCACAAACAUCGUCGCCAUCUGCCUCCUCUUCCUCCUCUUCGCCUUCCUCCGAAAGACGGCCACGUUCACGCAGCGGCCAUCGCAGUCGCCGGUGUCAACGUCGUCAUCGUCGUCGUCGCGGCAGCAGCGGCAGCAGCACAAGGGAAGAGAACCGUCAUCUCGAGUCUGUCCUGCAUCGAGAGCUGGCGACCAUCCGAGCAGAGCAACGCCACAGCCUGGAAAUGAUGCAGCGAGACAUGCGCAGAACGCUGGACGAGGUUGUGUCACUCGCUACCACGGCAGCGUCGAGCAGUCGGGCAAGUAGUUGCCACAGCACCGAUGUGGAGGCGGAGAAAGCGAAGCUGCACCGCGACGAGGAGCGGGACACGCAUGGGGACGAGGGGCGAACAAAGCUAGAGAGGUCAAACGGGAAAUUGAACAUACAGAGCGGCAUAUACACCCGCACCGCUUCUCCAUCUGAUCCGCUUCCGAGUUCUGCGGAGGCGGAGACGGAAGCGGCGGUCCUUCGAGAGUCGCUCGCCGCCGCUCAGGCCCGCGCAGAACGGCUGGAGCAGCGCACCAUUCAGUUGAAGAAGCGCCUGUGGCUAUCGGAGUUUUCAGGCGACGCCUCAGGGAUGAACACGGACAAACGGAGCGCUGCUGCACCUUCCCUAGAAGAAGAAGGCGGCAGCCACCGAGGUCAUCUCUCGUUGCGUGACGCCUUCGUGUUUGGCAGCUCGCGGACACCGCAAAGGCAGCGCGACGCAUCUCGUGAACGAGACGCCGCCGCAGAGGAGCCGCUGGCGGAGGAAAACGCGUUGCUUUACCUGGUGGACCGCGCUCUUGCGGAACGGCGUGGCAAGCGAGAGGGUGCCGUGCACGUUGACGACGUAUACAAGAAGAUGAGCGCGCUGCAGACGACACCGCUCAAGGCUUUUUCGUCUUCUUCCCCUUCUCUUCUCACUACUACGUCGCAAGGCGUUACAAUGACAGCGACGGCGGAGGCAAUUAACGAGCGUACCGGCAUUCACGCGUCUCCCUCACCGCUGAAGUGCUUCGACGACGUGGACGACGUGCCAUGGCAUCAGCGACACACGCAAACCGUUCUCCUACCGGCCGGCCGAUCGCCUCGCAUUCGACAGCAGCGCGCGUCCAUCUUUCAGCGCCUACGCCACAGCGAUGACGGCGUGAGCACUACCUUGCUUUCCAAUGACGGUGCUGCUGCUGGUCCCGUUCCUGCAGUACGAAAGGAGCUGUCCCAGUUAGGCGGCCCGACGUCUGAUAGCAACGGUGAAGAGGGAAGGAGAGGAGAGCCGGCGCUGCUGCACCCGCCACCUCCCGUGCGGCCUCUAUCUUCUACAAAUGUGGAUAAUGCAAAUAAUCCGGCGUCCAGUGGAGCGGCAGCGGCCCUCCGUUCAAGCUCCACACACCCGUACAGCCACUCUACCGACGGCGCACCACCUUACCUGCCUCCUCAUGAUCUUCGCAGAGCACAGCCUCAUCCACCUGUCAUGGGUGCAGCCAGCGGCUCUUUGUACUACGCAUCCAUCUCCAACAGCCACCACGCACCAAGUCCGCCCCAUCGUCCAGAGGAGAUAAGCGGCACCGCACUACGCGCCGAACAGGUGUUGAAAAACGCAAGGCGACUGCUGCAGAGGCGCAGCGAUGCACACACACGCAGCCGCAUCAUAGCCGAGGAUGGCAGCAGCUGUCAAGCAACGGGAGGCGCGUAUGCUGUGCCAUGUCAAAGUGCAGAGGCUGUGGAAGGGGAAGAGGGACGAGCACCUCUGCGACCGACAGCAUCUGUUCCUUAUCUUGCCAGCCCAUCGUGGCCCAUCGCCAGCGAGGGCGACUCUCUUCCCUUUCCUCCUCCUCCUCCGUACACCGCUGUUAUGAGAGCGUCGUGCGCUGCGCCACAGCCGCCGGUGCCACCUCCAACGGCAGCGCAGAGCCCGCCUCCACACCCGCAUGGCGGUGGGACUGAACAGCGCCGCCGUCCCUCACUCGAGCACUCCCCGCAGCACAGCAUGACGAUGGCCUUCAACAUGGGCAAGUUGCAGUCGCCUUCGAGUGGGGCGCAGUACUUCGGCUACGACGCGUCUCCGUGCUCGGCGGUCGCCUACUCCAGCAGCAAAGCGCCACGCGCGCCCCCGCAUCCUCAUCAUCGCCGCAGUGACGAAGGGACUAUCAAUGAAGGGUGGCCUGCGGUAGCGGAGACGUACCGUGACGGGGCUGCUAUCUCUUCCUCCCCUGCGUCGCACCGCGCUCCAUCGCCGAGUAGCGAACGCCGUCCUGAAGAGCGCGUGGACAGCGCGACGUCUCCCAUCUCCUCCCCCGUAAGCUCUCGCGAACAGCGUCGUUCAGCUGUAAAGGCGAGCAGUGAUGCGCGGACCCAUGACGGCUCACGGAGGGCGGUAUCUCCAUCUCCGUCGCCAUCGCUGUCAGCAGCCGAUGAGCAUUUGCGCCAACUGCGCAGUCGAACUUCCUUGUUGCAGCGCGAUGCGUCGACAGGCCAGCGGUCCACGCGUGCGGCACCUUAUGGAGCUACGCGCGACGAUCGACGAGCUCCAUCUUCGAGUUAUUCUCAAUAUGCUGAAGAAGAAGAGAAGAGACAUAGAGACGUACCACAGAACGACUUUAUUCAUCCCCGUCGUCGCAGCAACGACCGACAGAUUCGGUGGGAAGGCGAGACGACCGCAGCGUCGAGUCGAACGGCAAGCCGCAACUCGUCCCUGUCAUCGCGCGGAUCGGCACAGGAGGAACUGCUUGACAAACUAAAUCGGCAAGAAUCGCUGCUCCAACACGCCUUGGCGCAUCUGCGCACGCAACAGCACCAGCUGUGUGACAAGCGAAGCGAGGUGACGAGGCUCGCAGCCGCAAAGCGUCGGUCCGCGGGGCACGGUGGAGCGCCAGCUGCACGUGAGAAGGGGGCGGCGAGAGGUACGAAAGCUAGUACGGUUAACGGUGGUAGUGGUGGUGUUUCGCUCUCACCGCAGCUGGAGAAGUUAUCAGAGCUGCUGCAACGCCUCGACGCCGCGAAGGACAAGCUGGCGGAGAAGGAGAGCAGAGUGCAGCAGGCGGUGCGGGCUAUUCAGCGGCAGAGGGCAGCUCUCGUGAGUGACGACUUUCUUUGA
Messenger RNA from Leptomonas pyrrhocoris, 6718 nucleotides. RefSeq lists its product as hypothetical. The record is from RefSeq and is a predicted model, not a curated record. The transcript has a single exon. NCBI's taxonomy places the organism in Eukaryota, Euglenozoa, Kinetoplastea, Trypanosomatida, Trypanosomatidae. The coding region runs from base 623 to 6718 and encodes 2031 amino acids.